Molecule: messenger RNA, 1779 nt
Organism: Lactuca sativa (garden lettuce)
Lineage: Eukaryota; Viridiplantae; Streptophyta; Magnoliopsida; Asterales; Asteraceae
Product: sugar transporter ERD6-like 5
Biological process (GO): carbohydrate transport; transmembrane transport
Cellular component (GO): membrane
Molecular function (GO): sugar transmembrane transporter activity
Source: RefSeq, a predicted model, not a curated record
CCCCUUCUCUCACACACACACACACAUACAGUGAUAUGGGAAGCAGAAGCGACGGGGAUGAUCCGAGUACUUCGGAGAGUUUAUUGCUCAUCACUACUGAAGAUAGGCAGCAACGGAGGAGUAACACCUCAUCUUCUCCGGCGACAGCCGUGGUUGUAUUCAGCACUGUGGUAGCUGUUUCUGGAUCUUACGUUUUCGGUUCUGCUGUUGGCUUUUCAUCUCCAGCUCAGACUGGAAUCAUGGAAGACCUUAGCAUGUCCUUGGAAGAGUAUUCAGUUUUUGGUUCAAUAUUGACAAUCGGAGCUAUGGUAGGUGCAGUUAUGAGUGGGAAAAUUGCUGAUCAACUUGGAAGGAGAAGGACCAUGGGGCUUUCUGAAAUGUUUUGUUUGUUAGGGUGGUUAGCAAUUUUAUAUUCCAAGGUUUCUUGGUUGCUGGAUGUUGGAAGACUGUUGAUAGGAUAUGGAAUUGGGGUUCUCUCUUAUGUGGUACCAGUUUACAUAGCAGAAAUAACACCUCAAAACCUUCGUGGAGCAUUUACCACUGUUAAUCAGCUGAUGAUAUGCAUUGGAGUAUCUGUAAUGUGGCUUAUUGGAACUUUCAUUCAUUGGCGUUCACUAGCUUUAAUUGGAAUCAUUCCAUGUAUGCUACAGAUUCUAGGCCUUUUAUUCAUUCCUGAAUCUCCUAGAUGGCUUGCAAAAAUUGGUUUAUGGAAAGAAUGUGAGUAUGCUUUACAACAACUUAGGGGAGAGAAUGCAGAUAUCUCUGAAGAAGCUGCUGAAAUCAGAGAUUACACAGAAACACUUGAUCAGAUAUCAGAAAGUGGAGUCUUUGAUUUGUUUCAACCAGAAUAUGCCAAAUCUCUCAUUAUUGGAGUUGGACUUAUGGUAUUACAACAAUUUGGUGGAGUCAAUGCUAUUGCAUUUUAUGCAAAUUCCAUCUUUAUUUCUGCUGGUUUUUCAAGUAGCAUUGGUUCAAUAGCAAUGGUUAUUGUUCAGGUUCCAUUUACUUUAUUAGGCGUACUUUUAAUGGAUGUUUCAGGUAGAAGGCCUCUACUAAUGGUCUCAGCAGCUGGAACAUGCUUAGGUUGUUUCCUAACUGGGAUAUCAUUUUUGCUACAGGAUCUUCAAGAGAAUAAGGGAGUAAGCCCUAUCUUGGCACUUGUUGGUGUAUUGGUGUUUACAGGAUCUUUUUCAUUAGGCAUGGGAGGGAUUCCAUGGGUAAUUAUGUCUGAGAUAUUUCCUAUAAAUAUCAAGGGUUCAGCUGGAAGUCUUGUGACAGUAGUUAACUGGUUUGGUUCCUGGGUUGUUUCAUAUGCUUUUAACUUCCUCAUGAAGUUUAGCACCGAAGGAACAUUUUUCAUGUUUUCAAGCAUAUGCUGUGUGACUGUUUUGUUUGUUGCAAAAUUAGUACCAGAGACCAAGGGUCGGACACUAGAAGAAAUUCAAGCAUCCAUGAACCCUUUUAUUGUGAAUUGAUGUAUAAUAUGCAUACCACAUACAUCCAUACAUGCAUGCACAUGUCCUUCAUUUUAGAAUGAGUUGUUUUGAGUGUAAAGAUUAUAAAACUAAUCGAUUAUUGGGUAGGACAUGUCCAAUCUCACACCUUUCUUUGAGAUGGAAUUUGUAAUAUUUGUUCCUUACAUGUUGUCGUAUCAUCAUGGGUAAUAAACAGGGUGUAUAAUCAGACUUCUUUGUGAUGUAUGUAUAUUGUACUCUUUACAACAAAUUUGAAAGAUUUCUUCGUAUUUAUGGAGAUAUAAGAUUGUUAGAUUUGUUUUAA